AUGGAGAAUCGUCUUCAAAUGAAGGUUGCAAAGGUUAGCAUGCUUAACGAUCUUAAUACAUUCUCAAAUAACUAUUCGAUCAGAGUGAAGAUUGUUACCAUGUCGAGGAAGAUGAUGAAUCAAAACAAAAAUGAAACAUAUCGCCUUGAUAUGAUCUUCAUGGAUGAGAUGGGAACUAUGAUACAAGCCAGCUGUCUGCAUAAGAUGCUAGAAAGAUUCAAAGACUUCCUUCAGCUCGAUCAAUGUCUUCUUAUCACCAAACCGUCUCUUGCUGCUAAUAAGUCCUCUGCUAAGUAUACCAACAGAAAUGACAAAAUAUCUCUGUAUUCCUAUACUUCUAUUGAGAAAUGCCUUGACUGGUCUGGACCAAAACACCGUUUUAAUUUCGUUAACCUCAAGGAUGUUGUUCAAAAUAAAAUUGAAGUUAAUACAGUUAUUGAUUGGAUUGGUUAUGUGGAAGUAUGUUUCAAUCUAGAGGAUACAACAAAGAAGGAUGGGAGCAAGUAUGUAGAGAAAAUUUCUGCUUCAUCUUCAUCAAAUGAGCAUGUUGGUUCUUACGUUAUCUCAAGUGUUGAAGAUGAGUUCCUUAAUAACCCUGAUUUCAUGCUUAUUGGUUUCCUUGGAACCAUAUUAACGACAAUGAAGGUUUUGGUUCUCGGCCCAAUCACAACCAUAUGCACUGAUAAACUUUGGUAUUACAAUGGUUGUAACCACUGUAAGUCCAGUGUGGAGGAAAGAUUUGUAACGAAAGAGAAUGUGGAUGGUUCAUUUGAUGUUGAUCAUACAAAAGCUUUGGUGUGUACAAAUGAUAAAUGUGAAGCAGUUGACAUCUAUUCUAUUCCGCGCUUCAAGGUACCUAUCAGGGUGCAAGACUCUUCUGGUACUGUGUCUUUGACACUCUUUGAUUAUGAAGCUUACAAGAUUCUUAAGAAAUCUGCCAAAGAGUUACUUGCAAUCCAAGAUCAGGUUGUUAAUUCUGGAGAGAUACCGAACCCAUAUCCUGAGAUUUUUGACACAUUGAUUGGAAAGAAGUAUGCGUUCAUCAUAAAUGUUAAAGACUAUAACAUUGAGCAUCAGGUUGAAAACUAUGGUAUUGCAAUGGCCACUAACGAUGAUGAGAUCCUUGCCGCGCUCUACGCCAAAUUCAAUCUUAACCAGUGUAUUAUGUACAUAAACCAUGAGCAGUCCGAAUCGUUAGAUGUUCCAGAUUCAUGCAGUUUGUCUACUCCUGUUGACCUUAUGAAGGAUGAGAUGUCAUGCAGCGGUGACAAUGUUACACCAGCAUCCAAAGCACUCGUAGGCAAUAAGAAUCCCUCUUCUGACGAAACAAAACGUAAUAUUCGUGAAGUGUGCGACGUAGAUGAUGCAUUAGGUUGUUCCUCGACAAAGCGCCGCAUGAGUGAUAAACUGUCUCAGGAUGAAGAUGCUGGUGUUUCGAAGCUUUUGAUUCCGAAGAUUGAAAAAUAG
Messenger RNA from Helianthus annuus (common sunflower), 1467 nucleotides. RefSeq lists its product as uncharacterized. Bases 1 to 1467 code for a protein of 488 amino acids. The transcript is spliced from 10 exons. NCBI's taxonomy places the organism in Eukaryota, Viridiplantae, Streptophyta, Magnoliopsida, Asterales, Asteraceae. The record is from RefSeq and is a predicted model, not a curated record.